GUUAUAUUUCCUUUCUUUUUUUUUUUUUUCAUUAUUAUUUUUUCCUUUUUAUUUUUCCAUCUUUCCUUUCUUGCCUUUUAUGUUGGAAGAUGUAAGUCGCGUUUCCUCGAAGUUUCAAAAGCUUGGAUAUUUUCUUGUCGUUCUAAAGAAAAUAUUCGAAAGUUCGAUAAAAAUAAAUCGGGAAAAGAGGAAACUAGAAAGAAGAAUAUACAAUGGGUAGACGGUAAAAUUCGAUUUCAAAGUUCUUUCUAGUACUACUACUACUACUACUGUUACUACUACCACUAUUACUACUACGUAGUAUGUACUCGGCUUUCGUUAAAUUUCAUGCUCUCACGUUUCAGCCCCCGAACGAACGUGCCUAGUUCGAAGGGUCGAAUAUCUUUCGACGUCGUCGUCGUGAGAAAGCGAUAUCCGCCAACGCCUCUUUUUUCUUUCUUUUUUCUAUUUUUAUUUUCUUUUUUCUUAUUUCUCUUUUCCCUUUUUAUUUCUUCCCGAAUCUAGGGCGUUUCUCGAAAAGACGACGUUUUAUUUAUACGUGCUUACUUUAGUAUUGCAGCAGAUAUAUAUAUAUAUGUAUGUAUAUAUGUAUAUAUGUAUAUAUAUAUAUGUAUGUAUACAUAACAGGACGAAUACGAGACUUCCUCUGGUUCUAUUCGUAUCCUCUUUCCUUGAUGGAAAUACUACGUCGUUGUAUUUUUUCUCCUUUCCUCUCUUUGACUUUCUUUUUUGCAUCCAUUUUUUUGUUUCCUUUUGCAAGCAAAUUUUCACUCUUACGUACUUCACUUCUUUUCUUUCGGACAUUCCAUUUUUCUUCGGUCGCUAAUUGGAGAUAUCGUGUUAAUUAUCGUUUUCGAGGGUCCUUCCUUCCUUUUUUUCGUAAUUAUUCUCAAAGAAUCAAAUGGAGGAGUAAUUUUUUUCUUCCUUCCCUUUUAAAAAAGAAAAUGGUAAAAAUAAAAAAUAAAAAAAGACAAAAAGAAAUACGAGAUAUCAGGUCGUUCGUCUAGAAGAAUUUAUUGUUUACGUGAAUUCGAGGGGAAAGACGCGAAAGAGCGGAAAGAAGGGGAAGAUAAGACACCGAGAUUAAAGAGUGCGAGAGAGAGAGAGAGAGAGAGAGAGAGACGGAGAAAGAGAGACAGAAAGAGACAGAUAGAGCGAGGGAAAGCGCAUUCGCGACACUAAAACGUGAUAUUUAUCUCUCUUGCGAUUGAACGCACCCACGAACGCGGACGCAGACGCAAUCCAGGCGCACUUCUAGGGUGGACCUGGUUUAACGGUGAAUGUGGACCUAGUCGUCCGUUAGACUUUGCGCGUUCCUCCUCGUCAUAUCUUCCAAAGAACACACAUUAUUCCGUCAAUAUUCGUUAACGCUAUUUCAUAUAUAAUACAAAUACGCCGAUGGAAAAAUUUUUCUUCAAUAUAAAAAGUUAGAAAUUAGAAAUAAAAAAUUUCUUUUAAUAAACGUUUUCAUCGGAUACGGUAUUGCAUAUUAUAUCGAAUAAUUUGAUCAGUAUCGUAUAUGGGGACUAUUUAAAAAAAAAACGUGUAUUUGUGUAUUUAGUACACUUAUGUUACUCGAGUUUAUGUUAGAAGCGUGUCGGAUGUUUUCCCUACCUCUUUUGUUUUUUUUCUCUGGUUGAAAAAUAAAGGGUUACAUCUGUUUCUCCCUACGGUAGAAGAGAAAUAAUCUGGAAAGCGCGUGCCUGGGCGUGUGUUUAAUCGAUUUUAAUUUUCCCCGGGAAAAGUAGAGUAGGUAGGUAACGUUAGCGUCGAUUAAACAAAUUUUUUUUCCAUUUCGUUCGUAUAUUCAUGUUUUUCUUUGCGCGACCGAUCGAACGACCGUAUCGACGUAUCUAUACGAAAUAAAGAAAGUUAAGAAAUAUAAAAAAGAAAAAAGAAAAAUACGAGUCGCGAAGAUAAAAUAUCUCCGUUUUGUCCUUUUGAUCGGUGUAAGAAAUUAAUUGCUAUUUUUUGUUUAAUUCGUUUCUUUUCCUUUUUGUUCUAUUCUUUUUCAUUUCCAAGAGAGAAUUCAUCUCCGAGCGAGAAAAAUGAUAUUUGUUAUUUCUACAAGCGACGAAUUUUAUAGAUGUGUAUCUCGAGCAAGCAAAGAUUAUAUAGUUGGUCCGGACGAUAAAGUAUUUAUUUGUCGACGCGAAUUCACUGCCGUAAGCUCGACGUUUCACGCGAAGGUAGAAUAACGUUCACAAAAGAAGCGUUUUAGGAUAAACUUAAAAUAAAAAUAUCUUCUCGUUAGGGUAGAACUUUGACGGGGAUUUAAAGUUUAAAUUUCAUCAUGAAGAUCUAAAAUAGUCGAUGUCUUUCGUUAGAUAUUCGAUAGAUUAUAUACGUAUAUAUAUACAUAUAUAUAUACCUGCUUGAUUUCAGCAUGUCGGACGGCAUAAAAAGGAAAAUGUUUUGAUUAUUAAUCAACUGUAUUUAUUAAAACGUAUCAUCGAAGAAGAAGGAGAAAAAGAAGGAAAAGAAGAAAAAAAGAAGAAGAAGGAUAAACAUUUUGGAUGGGAUUAGGUCGAUGAUAAUCAGGGAGAUUCAAAUAUAGACGAGUACUUAGGUCGCUUUGCGCGUUGUGUAUCGAUAAUCGUUGAACAAAAGUUAAAUUUAGGUGAUCGGCCGUACACGCUUCGUCGAUCAUUUUUUUUUCUCCGCGCGAAUCGACCCUAGAAAAGUGACAGUGUUCGAAGAAAAGCAUCGAAGGAUAAUCGUGAUCAUCUAAGGACGAUCUAAUAGAAGAAUAUAAAAAGCUAUUUGCGUGUGAGGUCGUCGAUUAUUGUCCGGUGGAAAUCGGAAACGAUAAAAGCUCUUCCGUAUCUCUUAUUUCCAUACGUUUUGUGUGACCUCCACAAAUAUAUACACAAUUUUGCAGUAUAAACAAACCGGAUAAUAGAGCGAAAGAAGACAGGAAAACAACAGAGAGAGAGAGAGAGAGAGAGAGAGAGAGAGAGAGAGAGAGAGAGAGAGAGAGAGAGAGAGAGAGAGAGAGAGAGAGAGAGAGAAAGAGAAAGAGAUAGAAAAGGACAGCGAUAAUCGACGAUGUUCAAAUGCUGCGUUUGCAAUAAGAGUUCGAGGAAGGAAAAGCUUUUGGGCAACGAAAUGACCAGCAAUAAAUCGUCGGGAAAUAAAGUCGGAGAUUCAUCGAUGAAAAGCGAGGACGAAAUGCGAGAAGAGAUGAAGGAGAAGGCUAAUGGCGAGGUUCAGAGAUGCGAGAAGGGGUCUUCUUUAUUGGAAAAUCACGUAGUUAGCUCGGAAAAAUUAACUACGGGUAAUAAUGACGAGAAAGGAAAGGUUGAGAAAGCGGAGAAAAUCAAGAAAGACGAGGAAGGAAUGUUGGAACACGAGGGGGGAGAGGUAGAAGAGACGAAUAGGGAACGAGGCACUAAGGGAACGACUAAGGGGGGUGGAAACGAGGGGAAAGCUGAGGAGGGUGAUGGUGGUAUCGGUGGCGUUGAAACGACGAAACCUUCUUCCGUUACUAGCAUCAAAGUCGUAGUUAAAUCGAAUCUUUACAAUGCCUCGGCUUACAUAGAAAGAACGAUCGACGACGGUCCCGAGGAGGAAGGGGACGAUUCCGUUUUCGAAUCGUGUCCGAACGAGAACGAGAAUGAUAAUGAAAACGAAACCACUGGGAAAACUACGACAGUUUCUGCGAUUCCACGUUGGCUGUCCGAAGAGGAAGAAGCUGAUCCGGGAUCGGAGGGAUGCAGUGGUAUGCAAGAACCCCCUGCUACUCCUGUAGCUCGCGACGAGCUCGCUCUGAGGCGACACAGGUUCUUCUCCGAUUUGCUACAGGCUACGCAGAACUCCUCGGAGCACAGAGUGAGGUUCGACCCGCUAGGACCGAUGGUGCACGCCGGUUGCGAAGCGAACGACAGGGAGGAACAUCUGGAGGAUUUGGUGAAUCGACUUGAGAACGUAACUAAGCGAUUGGAGAGAGUACCGGCACAGUCUGCUGUAGCUCAAACUCAAGAAACCGCGGUGCAAACUAACACCCCGUCACCGAAGAAACCGCAACCGGUGUCGACGAGAAACGCAGCGGCGUCGCCUUUAUCGUCGCCCGAAAAAGCGUCGAUAGUUUGGUCGAUCAACGGCAACAACAACAGCAACAACAUGUCGAUAGCAGGAUACGAGGACCUUUUGGCAGGAUCGGUGAAGGAAUAUCUUCAGCUAAGUCAAAAGAUUGGCGGGGAUGUAGCUACUCACAGUCAAAUGGUUGAAAAAGCUUUCCAAAUCCAACUACGUUUCAUCCAACUGGCUGCAUCUCGCUCGGCGCCGAUGAAUCAAUCCGAACAAAUGUCUCUCCUUGCACCAACCUCGACGCAGAUUCAACAGAUACAAGAAUUCAGCGAGAAGAAUAGAAACUCCGCGUUCUUUAAUCAUCUCGCUGCUAUCAGCGGAAGUAUUCCAGCAUUGGGAUGGGUCGCGGUCUCUCCGACGCCAGCUCCUUACGUAAAGGAAAUGAACGAUGCUGGACAAUUUUAUACCAAUCGCGUUUUGAAGGAUUGGAAAGAGAAAGACAAAACGCACGUGGAUUGGUGUAAAGCGUGGGUACAAGCAUUGACCGAUCUUCAGCAAUACGUUCGACAACAUCAUACGACGGGAUUGGUAUGGGCCAAGUCUGGUUCUGCGCCAGUGGGGAUUCCACCACCACCACCGCCGUCGAUGCCUUUGCCCGACGUCUCUGCUUUGAACGUCAGUGACGAUAGAAGUGCUCUCUUCGCUGAAAUUAAUCAAGGGGAAGGUAUUACGAAGAACCUGAAGAAAGUCACGUCGGACAUGCAGACUCAUAAGAAUCCGUCUUUAAGAACCGGACCAGCUCCUUUCAAAGCUCCGGUUCUUGGCAACGCGGUAUCAGCGAAAUCAGUACCACCUGCUAAUGUACCGAUCGAUAAACCUCCGGUAUUUACUAAAGAUGGCAAAAAGUGGCUUGUGGAAUAUCACAAAGGUAACAAGGACUUGCUCGUCGACAACGUCGAGAUGAACAACGUUGUCUACAUGUUCCGUUGCCAGGACAGUACCAUGGUCGUCAAAGGAAAAGUAAAUUCCAUCGUGAUGGAUUCUUGCCGCAAAUCAUCGGUUGUAUUCGACUCGGUCGUAUCGAGUAUCGAGUUCGUCAACUGCCAAAGCGUACAGAUGCAGGUACUCGGAAAGGUGCCAACUAUUUCGAUCGACAAGACGGACGGCUGUCAAAUGUAUCUCAAUUCGGAAUCAUUGGACGUCGAGCUCAUAACAAGCAAAUCUAGCGAAAUGAAUGUCAUGGUACCGAAAGGGAAUGGAGAUUACACGGAGUAUCCUGUUCCGGAACAAUUUAAGACGACCAUCAGUCCGAAGGGCCUCAGCACAAUCGCCGUCGAUUCACUCGGCUAAGAUCCCUAAUAACUCUACUAAUCGUAGCCUAAAUAUCUUUCUAACAGUACGAUUCAUUAGAGGUAUCAUCGUUAAGGAAAUCAUCAAUUUAUUAUUAUUUAUUGUCUUCUCGAAUAAGGUAUCAUCGAGGUGAGAGUGUGUCGAGCUACGAUCGAGGGCUCGCAAAGGUGCGCCACGAAUUGAUUUAAGUCCUACGUAGGAUUGUUUCUUUCUUCCUUUCGAGACACGCGAGAGAGAGAUUAGGUCAUAAAUAGAUUCUCAUUUAAGAAGAAGAAAAAUAAAAAGAAGAGAAAAAAGGAGAAGAAAAAUGAAAGAAAAAGUAAUAAACGAUGAAACGAAAGGAACUGUGCAGACGCGUCCUUUGAAGAGAAAAAGAAAAAAAUGAAAAAGAAUGAAAGGAUAGAAAAGGAAGAAAAAAAAUUUCGUCCCGACGAAAGACUUGAAUUUUUAUCGGAAUUUCCAGGCUAUCGUCGAAAAUCAAAUUAUUAUUCGAAACUUGAUGGAAAUGUUGAGGAAUAAAAGAAAAGAGAGAAGAACGCAAGCAAUUAACAGAAUUGGAAUCGAGACGCGAAAACGUACAGACGACGACGAUGACGAAACGUGGUAGUAAUGCUCGGGAUGAAUUCAAGUACGGUGUGGACAAAAGUUGUAGCAAUAUUCGAUCCGCACUUUUAUACAUUUACACAAUUUUAUAUGAUGGUAAUCGAACUUUUGUCCAGACCGAACGUCCAAAGUUCGAAUAUUUAUUAGCCGUGGAAUUGUUACUAUCGAUCAUUAGGAGUGAGUUUUUCGCGCGCUAGAAAUAUUUGUCAGUAUUAAAAAUAACUAGAAUUGCGAAGCCCGUGCCUCGCUUUUCAUAACAGCGCCAUAUUGAAAUAGUUGAUACCAAGUUGGCAUAUUACACCUUUUACAUUUUUCCAAGGCCAUCGAAAGAGAGUUUUCGUUUAGCACCGGCUUGGCAUGUUCUUCCUUCGAGCGUAUAUUAUACUCUCCUUACGUUUUCUACAUAUUCGUUCGAAAAUCGGAACGAAAAAAAGAAAAAAAAAAAGAAGAGAAAUGAGAAGAAACGAAAAAAGGAAAAAAGAUAAUUAUUACGCGUCUGGAUAAACUAUUUUUCAAAUUUAAUUUAACGCUUCCUCGGAUAACUUUGUAAAUACGUUAUGACGUGUUGGUUGAAAAAAAUCUCGUUGUGGAUGUGGUUCGUUCGGUCCCGAAGAAGAAGAAGAAGAAGAAGAAGAAGAAGAAAAAGAAGAAGGAGAAGAAGAAUUGUCUUAAGCAGAGAGCAAAAGAAUAGUUAACUCGAAUUUUAAUUCCAAAAAUGUGCUGUUUAUCGUGACACAAAUUGCAUUGUGAUUUUUACCAAUCGGUAUAAUAUACUAAUCGUAAGUGUAAGUUAGUCAUUAGUUGUCUAAGCGUAAUAUAGUUUAGAUGACAACCAUCGGUUUCAAUGUUUAGAUUUGCGAAGAGAUAUUUCUGCCGACCAUCGGACAUGAGUACUUUUUUCAAAGUAUCUCGUUCCCUUGGAUACUUUUCAAAUUUUUCUCUUCACAUCUCGGUAUUCGUCGCCUAAGUCGCGUUGCGGUUGAUGUUUUAUUGAUUAUUAAAAAGAAUAAGAAUAAGAAGAAUAAUAAUAAUAUGAAGAAGAAACAAAAAAAAAAAGAAAACAAAAGAAAAGAAAAGAACGGAGCAUAUAACGCUAUUAAAAUUAUUUUUGCUUAAUGAAUCGUACGUUCAAAACGAUACUUUUUAAUAUGGCAAAUUUUAAUCAUUUUGUUUUUAACAGGAUGGACGGUUUUACUUUAAUGUCGUUUGUUAUUUACCUCGGCAUUUUAAUAAUAAUAAUAAAAAAAAAAGAAGAAGAAGAAGAAAAGAGAAUUAUAUCGGAUCGUCGUUGAAACGUCGUGACUUUACGUAUUUCUUCUACGUUAAUAAUUGUAAGAGUACGAAAGAAAUCAAAGAACACAUCCGCGCUAUCUCUUGUGAACUCUCUUAUAAUAUUUAAAAAUUUACAUAUGCAAAAACGCAGUGCAUUUCUGCUUUAAAUAUCUUAUCCAAGUCGAUCGGAUAUAUUAUCGCGAGUACCUUCGAUACUCUUUCUCGCAUAUUCUUUCAGGUAAAUGCUCGCAAAUUUUUCGCUGUUUUAUCGCAAUAAAAGUCUGAUCAAAAUAGGA
Vespula vulgaris is the source of this 7550-nucleotide messenger RNA. It is a transcript of the gene capt, whose product is annotated as adenylyl cyclase-associated protein 1. The record is from RefSeq and is a predicted model, not a curated record. The transcript has 9 exons. Gene Ontology annotation, biological process: cell morphogenesis; regulation of adenylate cyclase activity; cytoskeleton organization. The coding region runs from base 3049 to 5379 and encodes 776 amino acids. Gene Ontology annotation, molecular function: actin binding; adenylate cyclase binding. Gene Ontology annotation, cellular component: cytoplasm. Lineage: Eukaryota; Metazoa; Arthropoda; Insecta; Hymenoptera; Vespidae.